This is a messenger RNA of Penicillium taxi, 294 nucleotides long. RefSeq names its product 40S ribosomal protein eS25. NCBI's taxonomy places the organism in Eukaryota, Fungi, Ascomycota, Eurotiomycetes, Eurotiales, Aspergillaceae. The record is from RefSeq and is a predicted model, not a curated record. Gene Ontology annotation, molecular function: structural constituent of ribosome. The coding region runs from base 1 to 294 and encodes 97 amino acids. The transcript has 4 exons. Gene Ontology annotation, cellular component: cytosolic small ribosomal subunit.
AUGGCUCCCGCAGCAUCGACCGGUGGCAAGAAGCAGAAGAAGAAGUGGUCCAAGGGCAAGGUCAAGGACAAGGCCCAGCACUCCGUCGUCCUUGAGAAGGCUACCUCCGAGAAGCUCAACAAGGAUGUUCAGUCUUACCGCCUGAUCACCGUUGCCACCCUCGUCGACCGUCACAAGAUCAACGGCAGCCUUGCCCGUCGUGUUCUUGUUGACCUCGAGGAGCGCGGCCAGAUCAAGAAGAUUGUCGGCCACUCCAAGAUGAACAUCUACACCCGCGCCGUCGCCGCCGAGUAA